UCAGGGGAGUGAACAUGUUCAUUAGUUUUAGUGAACGGUGCCGUCCUUAUUGUGAAAGUCUCGGAUACGCCAGCCUGUCACUGCGGGAGUAUGCUCGUGACGCGAAUAGGCUUGUGACUAUAUUAGGCUUGUGACAGUAAUCGACCUGGGACGGUAAUUGUCCCGUGCCAUCAGCACGAGAAAAUCACAAUAGCUCUGAUAUUAGGCUUCUGAGUCAACUUUCAGUACUCACCUUGACAUCAGCGCGGAAAAAUCGUAUUUCGAGUCGACUCAAAAUCGUAUCCAGGGGGAAUUAUUCACGAUUCUUCUCAGACUAGAUGGAUGCGUUAACUGUAGCGACUCUCCCACGUUUUCCGCAUUAGAAGCGAGACGUGCUUCCAGGUGCUUCAUAACGCGACUGACCGCCAACUUAUCUGAUGAACCGUGGGUAAUGAGACUAUUUUUUAGUCGACUCCAAAAUGGGCGCCGUGCGUGCCGCCCUUGUCAUUGUACUAACGAAGGGCAAGUGAACUAAUUGUCAUUUCCGUUAGUGAGUAGGCCCAUAACCACUGUCGGCCUUACUUGGCUUCGCAACGAAUAAUACUAAUCAUCGCGCCUCAAUCAGAGUGAGUCACUAACGGGUAUCGGCAGCAGGAGGCGGUUAGAGUCCGGUGGAAGGCGGUCGGUGGAGUUCGGUAGAGACCGGUACACAUGGAAGCAGAGGAGACAGAAUGGGACACAGAAACAGGAACGGCGGUAGAAACUGGCGAAAAGCUGGCCCCGUUACAGGAACGGUUACUAGCGGAAGGUUCGUCCGAGCCUGCUGGCUCGGGAAGACCCGAGCCUGUUGGUUCGGUGAAGUACGGACCAGCAGGCCGUAGGCUCGGAGUGUCCGUGCCUCGGAUGGUUCACUCGAGCUCGCUAAGCGCGCCGAGCCCGAAGACGCCCGUGGUACCGACUCCGGGCAGAAAGAGAUUUUCACGGGCAGCUGGGGCAGGCGAAGGGGCAGAGAAUGGAAAGAAAGCUUCCGCAGUAUUUGCUCGUAGUACGAGCGUCAGCCUGCCCGUGAGAAAUGUUUUGGUGCUUUCUGGCGGGGAAAAAGGUGGAAGGGAGAGUGGCGGGAAGGGUAAGAGCCGUGGGGAAGGGCAGCGGAGAGAAGGGGAGGGUGAGGCGGAGAAGGAGGAGGGGUACGGGGAGGGGUGGAAUGAGCGGCGACAGGCGCAGGCGGAAGCUGUGACACGUGCCAUGCAGAGAUUGGACGUGGGGAAGGAGGGGAGGGUGGCUGAAGUCGCGGCAACUCCAAGGGAAGAAAGUUCUCUCCGCCUUUCCCGCAAGCAGAAGCGCCAGCGCAUGCUGCAGCGAGCAGAAACCGCAUUGCCACAACUGGCGCAGCGCGUGUCAGAGGCGCCUCGCUUCCGAUUGGACGAUUUUCUGGCGGCGCUUGACAGCCUGGCAGCGCUUCGGGGGAAGCUGAGAGGGGCGCUGGAGGAGGAACAGAGGGAGGAAGAGGAGGAGGAGGAGAGGAGGGAAGAGGAGAGGAGGGGGGAGGAGAGGAGGAGGGUCAGGGGUAGCGAAGAUGACGAGUUUAGGGCAGAGGUUGGCACGCUGGAGAGUAGUGCGGGUGUAGGGAGCGAAGGAGAACGAGAAGAGAAAGGGGAGGGAGGGGAAGGGAAAGAGGAGAUUUCUGGGUCAGGAAGGAGAGAGGGCGAGGGUGGUAGUCGGGAGGAGAAGGAAGGAGUGAGAGUGGGCGAGGUGGACAGAGGCGCAGGUGUAAACGCAGGAGCAAACGCAGGAGCAAAUGCAGGAGUAAACGCAGGAGUAAACACAAGAGUAGCCACAGGGGAUGAUGAUGCUGGUGCUGGUGCUGAUGGUGAUGGUGAUGGUGGUACUGAUAGUCAGAAGUAUAUGGCAGAUCUAGAGGAGGGAGGGGAGGGGCUGGAAGCAGCUGGUGGAAGAGGGGUAGUGAGAAGGCUGCAUUUGGACGGGGGGGUAGAAGAGAGGGAUGCGAGGGAUGCGAGGGAGGAGAGGGAGGAGAGGGAGGAGAGGGAGGAGAGGGAGGAGAGGGAGGAGAGGGAGGAGAGGGAGGAGAGGGAGGAGGAAACGGACAGGGAAACCGCCUCUCCCGUUGCUGCUAUCGAUCUUGCUGCUACCCCCGUGCUACAAUGGGAUGUGCUUGUAAGCGUGGAGGCUGUUAUCGAGGAUGCUCUUAUGCUGCUGGAAGACGAGUUCGAGGCAACCCUCUCCAAGCACGGCAAGCCCCUGGACCUCCCGACCCUCAAGUCUGCCCUCCACGCCCAGAAUUUCGCCACCGCUGCUUGUGGUGCCAACGCUGGUGCUGCUGGUGGUGCUGCCAAUGUUGGGGCACCAGGUACAGCGCCCUCCCUUCGAGCGCGCAGGGCCACUGGCCUCACCCCCAUCACCACCCGCUUCACCCGCACCUCCUCUGACUUCUCCCUCGCUGCAGUCGCAUCCGCCAGAGGAACCACAAACGCGCUUAUAAGCCCGCUUGCUCACCGCAGUUUGGCUGCUGGCUCUGCUGCUCCCCGCAGCCCUGCUAGUCAGAAUCCCGGCCCGCGCUCCCCUGGCCUCCGCACGCCAGGACAGAACUUGCCGCCCUUUUCCCCGUCUUCUCGCCGCCUUUUUGCGGUUCAGCAGCAGCAGCAGCAGCAAGAUUGGCAGCAGCAGCAUCAGCACCAGAACCAGCAUCAGCAGUACCAGCACCAGCACCAACAUCAGUAUCAGCAGCAGCAGCAGCAGCAUGGGCACAGGCCGGAUCAGGGCCGCUUGUGGAAAUCCUCCUCUAGUUUCCUCUUUGACGACCCCAUGAUGAUUGAGUUCAAUGCCUCCCUGGCUGAUGCUGCCGCUACUGCCGCUACUGCCGCCACUGCUACUGCUACUGCCACUGCCACUACUGCUGCUGCUGGUGGUGCUGCUGCUGAUAGUGGAAGUGGUGGCGCUGGUGGUGCUAGUGCUGGUGGUAGUGCUGCUGCUGAUGGUUCUCAUGUUCCAGCAAUCAUUAGUCCGACAGGUGGUGCAACCGGAAACAGCAACAGCAUUCACUCCCCCCAUAACAGUAACACUACCCUCAAGAGCAAGUCCGGUAACCGCAUAAUCAUCCCCGUUAGCGUAACCGGCAGCAGCACGGGCAGUGAACCCCCGUCUGAAAGCCCCACAGCGCAGUCUAUGCUCUCCCCUCCUUGCUCCGACGCCUCCCCUCCCUCUAACCUCAUCAAGACGAUCAGCAGCAGCAGCAGCGCCAGCAGCACUGGAUUCCUCUCCCAGGAUCAUUUGGGGCAACUAACUGCUGCUGCUGCUGCUGUUUCCGGUGCUCCUGGUGCUGCUGGUGCUGCUCCCAGUGCUCCCAGUAUUCCUGGUGUCCCCAGUGCUGCUGCUGCUGCUGUUACUGGUUCUGUUAUUGGUCCUGGGGGCCUUCGCCCCAUGUUUUCUGGCCCUCUCCCCUCCACAGCUGGCUCGAAUUCACCCUACAACCCCCCCUACACGUCUGGUUACAUACCCCAUAACGCGUAUGCUUAUAACGCAGCAGGGUCUUCGUCCUUCUCCUCUUCUGCCUCCGCCUCGCCCUACGCCCGGCCCACUCCCCCACGCAUCACCAUCCCCAUUCACCCAGACGACGACGACGCCGAACCUGACUCCAACGAUUUCCCAAACCUGACGCCAGGUUCGGCGGCCAGGGCCGGGAAUGCCGCGCCUGCGGGACAGCCAGGCCAGGAGGGUCGGCUGUCUACAGUGCAGGAGGAUCAACGGAAAAGCAGGCAACUUAACAGUAUCAAUAGCAGCAGCACCAAUAGCAGAAGCACCAACAGCAGCAGCGCCAAUAUUAGCAGUACUCCUAGGUCCCUUGAGAACCGGUCCCCCUUAAGUUCCGAUCCUCGAUCGGUAAACCCCUCUCCUGCCCUGUCUCCUUCUCCAUCUGCUGCUGCUGCUGCUGCUACUGCUGCUGCUGCUGCUGGUGGCAAUGGUGCUUGUUCUCCUCCUACCGGUGCUGCCAAUCGCACUAAACUUGUGGCCUUUUCUUCUCCAUUGCGGGGAAAGGGAGCGAGGGCCAGAGGGGAGAGGGGCACAAGCAUAGGCAGAGCAGCAGCAGGAGCAGCAGCAGGGGGAGCAGCAGGGGGGUUGGAGGCUGUGGAUUGGCGGGUGGCGUUUAGUGAGUGGGGCGAGUGGUUGCCAGUGGCGGAGAUAGGGUGGUUACGCAAGAUGGCAACGCGGAUCGUGGCGAACGGGGGGCUCACCCGCUGCUGUGCCCGAUACUGCGCCGCCCGCGGGCCGAGCAUAGCGAGUGGCAGCGCUUGUCUGGACCUGAAGGAGCGCAGUGCUGCUGAGCUGGAGGGCAUGCCGUGGGGCCAGCUGGAACCCACCAUCAAGACAUGGCUGCGGGAUGCCAACAUCCUGAUCCGGGUGCUGUUGGAAGGGGAGCGCCUCCUCUGCGAGGCAGUCCUGGAGGACGCACCAGAGCUGGAUGCGGGCGGCGUGUAUCGGCAGCUUCUGUCGGCGUCGCCGUGCGUGGAGGGCUCGGUGGGCAAGCUGGUCGGCACGGCGCGGUCUAUUGCCGGGCUGUCUCGAUCCCCUGAGAAGGUGUUCAGCUUCAUCGAGAUGUUCCGCGCUGCCACGGGGCUGCAGGAACAGGUACAAUCUGUGCUGAUAGCAGCAGCAGGGGUGGGCGGAGGGCCCUUAUGGCCGCAGUGGCAGGCACUCCCUGCUCUCCUUGCCGCAGCCGUGUUUGAGACCAUAGACGAGCUCAAGAGCACGCUGACAGACGUGGGCGGGUUCACCCCAGCUGCUCAACCCUCGCCUGUGGCCCCUAAGAAGAAGCUGCUUAGCAGGAUAAUUUCCUGGAAGGCGCAGGAGGUUAAGAGCCAGAGCGGGGAUGACGUGGACGUGUCGGUGCAUGCGGUUACCAGCUAUGUGGUUAACUACAUAGGGCAGCUGCUGGACAGAACCUCCCGAGCCAACUACUGUGCGGUGCUGGAGGAUAUCUACAAGUGCCAUGGGGCGGACCAUCUAAGAGGCAGCACCCACCAUCCGGAGCAGGCGCUCCACAUGGUGCAGAGAGCAGGGAUGCCGAAAGCAGCAGCAGCAGCAGCAGCGGUAGAAGCACCGCUGGUAUGUGAGGGGAGUGAAGAGGCGAAAGAAAAGCAGAGGGAGGGGAAAGGGCGCGGAAUGGACCCUCCUCCUUCCUCCCCUGCAUCGCCCCCUAGAACCCCUAGUCUCCCUUCCACCGCCGCUCAUACCGCCCUAGAUCCUACCCGCCCUCCUGCUGCUGCUGCUGCUGCUGCUGCUUCUGCUGGUGGUGGCAGUGGUGGUUUAAACUCCACCCCUGCGACUCCAAAAGAGAACACGCGGGAGGCCCAGGGCUCUCAUUCACAGCAGCAUCAGGAGCAGCAGCUAGGCAGCAUCAGCAACAGCAAAAGUGGCGGCAGCGGCGGUGGUAGUGGCAGCAAGCAGGCCAGGGGGAGCGUGAGGCAGAGGAAGCGGCAGCUAGGGGCGGACAUGGAGGCGCUGCUGGAUGCUCUUUAUCUCAACAUGGAGGCGCGAGGGCGGACUAUCGCGGACGGACCUUUAUCCGCGCUCUUUGUGCUCAAUAAUGCCAACUACAUCGCUUCCUCCAUCUCCUCUGGGCGAAUGCGUGACGCCAUCCGCCAUUCCGAUCGCCUUGCAGACUACGAGGCAGCCUUCGAACAGGCAGCACUAUGCAAGCUGCUGGCAUGCUUGGAGCCAUUGGAAGUGAGUGCCAAGAUGAGUGCGGAUGGCAUCAAGCAAAGGUUGAAGCGGUUCAAUGCGGUAUUCGAGGAAGUAGCCCUGGAGCAGCGCCGGUGGCUGGUGCUGAGUGACAGCUGCCGCAAGGCCAUGCGCGUGCGGUUUGCCAAGGUCAUCAAGGGGUCAUACAUGGACUUUCUGACACCUCAUAGGGAGAUUAUAUCAGACAUUCCAACAUACCAUUGGUCCCCGGAUGGAGUGGAAAGAAUUAUUCUGAAGAGCUUCUUCCUCGGUCGAAGCCUCCCUUGCGUCAUGUCUGCUUGAGAAUACUUAAUCAUGAUCAUGCUAGCGGCAUACAUUACCCUAAAACCGCAAUGUAUUGUUAGGGCAUCGUUUAACAUCUCACUAACAUCCUUCAAAUGUGGGUUCAUCUAACAAGUAGGUAAAGCAAUACCGCAUCUUAUGAGCUACCCUUGGGAUGUCUUAUA
Messenger RNA from Closterium sp. NIES-67, 6182 nucleotides. The record is from the annotation of a GenBank genome assembly. Lineage: Eukaryota; Viridiplantae; Streptophyta; Zygnematophyceae; Desmidiales; Closteriaceae.